AUGUUGAGCCAAUACACCUACAUUUUCGUGAUCGGCACGUUCUUUGCCAUGCUCGAUGCCUUCAACAAUGGAGCAAACGAUGUUGCGAACGCCUGGGCGACCAGUGUCUCCUCCAGGUCCAUCAGCUACAGACAAGCAAUGAUAUUCGGCACCAUCUUCGAGAUGCUCGGAGCCAUCACGGUCGGAGCACGGACAGCAGACACAAUUAAGAAUGGUAUCAUUCCAAACGCCGCCUUCCAAGGAAAUGCCGGAGUUCAAAUGCUCGCUUUCACUUGUGCUCUUGCAGCUGCCUCGACAUGGGUCAUGUGGUGCACACGACACUCUGCCCACGUCUCCUCAACCUACUCUCUCAUCUCGGCCGUUGCCGGAGUCGGUGUUGCAACUGUCGGAGCCUCAAAGGUACAAUGGGGAUGGAACAAUGGGAAGGGACUCGGAGCCAUUUUUGCUGGUCUCGGAAUGGCACCCGUCAUCUCAGGCGGCUUCGCCGCCACCAUCUUCAUGCUCGUCAAGCUCGUCGUCCACAUGCGCAAGAAUCCCGUCCCAUGGGCCGUCUUCACCGCACCCUUCUUCUUCUUGAUCGCCGGCACAAUCUGCACGUUGUCCAUUGUCUACAAAGGCUCCCCCAAACUCGGCCUGAACAAGAAGCCGGCGUGGUACAUCGCUACCGUCACUUUGGGCACUGGUGCUGGUCUCGCUCUCCUGUCAGCAAUCUUCUUCGUUCCUUACGUCCACGCCAAAGUCAUCAAGAAAGAUAACACCGUCAAAUGGUGGAUGUUCAUCUAUGGCCCUGCUCUGUUGAAUCGUCCUGCACCAGCUAAUGCCGACGUCGCCAACGUACCCAACUACUCCGUCGUGCAAGAAGACGAAGACCUCGUCGACUCUUCCGCGCGCUCUGUCGAAUCCGGCUCCGAGGCAGAUGCCAAAAAGACGGAAAUGGGAAUUCAGCCUGUACCCAGCCCAGCCGAGGACAACGAGAAGAAGCUUGUCGCAGGAGAGACCAACCAACCAACCUACAAAGAACUCAUGGCUCAAGGCCAGGACAGACUGCACGCCAAGCUCCUCAAGAAGCGCGGCCCGAUCGGUUGGGGCAUGCGCACGCUGCGCGAUAACCCUAUGGGACCAGGACAAGUCUAUGAGAUUCAGAACAUGAAGAUUUUGUUGAAGCGUAUCCCGGCCAUGGUCACUGUUGGUCUUCUCUACGGCCUGCACUACGACAUCCAUGCUGCGCAAACUGGUAUCGCUGGUACCCCUGAUGGAGCCAGGAUGCAGAGGGUUUACGACCACGCGGAGAAAUACCCGAACGAGGUCGAGCACACUUAUUCUUUUGUGCAGAUUUUGACCGCGUGUACGGCAUCUUUUGCACACGGUGCGAAUGAUAUUGGGAACUCGGUUGGACCUUGGGCCGUCAUCUACGGUGCGUGGCACACUGGUACUGCGGCGGCUGCCAAGGCACCCGUGCCAGUCUGGCAGCUGGUUGUCCUGUCUGCGAUGAUCUCUCUUGGUCUGAUUACGUACGGAUAUAACAUCAUGAAGGUCAUGGGCAACAAAAUCACCUACCACUCCCCCUCCCGCGGAUCCUCCAUGGAAAUGGGCGCUGCCAUCACCGUGCUCGUCUUCUCGCAAUUCUCUCUCCCUGUCUCAACAUCCAUGUGUAUCACUGGUGCUACUGUGGGUGUCGGUCUCUGCAAUGGUACUCUCAAAGCCGUGAACUUUCAGCGAGUCGGCCUUUUGCUCCUCUCUUGGAUCGCCACCAUCCCCAUUGCGGGCACAUUGGGUGGCGUAUUGAUGGGCAUUGUGCUUAAUGCGCCGCACUUUGCUGCUAAGAAGUAA
Hyaloscypha bicolor E is the source of this 1830-nucleotide messenger RNA. Its product is annotated as putative sodium/phosphate symporter. The record is from RefSeq and is a predicted model, not a curated record. Lineage: Eukaryota; Fungi; Ascomycota; Leotiomycetes; Helotiales; Hyaloscyphaceae. Bases 1 to 1830 code for a protein of 609 amino acids. Gene Ontology annotation, biological process: phosphate ion transmembrane transport. The transcript is spliced from 3 exons. Gene Ontology annotation, cellular component: membrane.